This is a messenger RNA of Penicillium nucicola, 1431 nucleotides long. Its product is annotated as glycosyltransferase family 31 protein. Gene Ontology annotation, cellular component: membrane. Bases 1 to 1431 code for a protein of 476 amino acids. The record is from RefSeq and is a predicted model, not a curated record. Lineage: Eukaryota; Fungi; Ascomycota; Eurotiomycetes; Eurotiales; Aspergillaceae. The transcript has a single exon. Gene Ontology annotation, molecular function: acetylglucosaminyltransferase activity.
AUGCUUUUCAACGCACGAGAAGGAGCCUUCCCGGGCGCAUCAUGGGCAUGGAAGAAGAUUUUGCGGUUCGGCGUCGCAUUCCUGGUCAUCCUAGGGUUUGUGACCAUCCUAUGGCCUUCGGUUGAGACACCCGAUUUGCCCUUGACAGCCGUUUCCAACAUCACGAUCUCGUCCGACGUCAAAUGCGAAAUCGAUAACGAUCUGUUGUCCCGACUGGACGUCCUCAAACUCGCCAAAUAUACUCGCCGGGAAAUCGUGGUGGACAUGACGGAUGAGCACCUGCCCAUUACACAGAAACUCGAUGCGCCACUCAUGAUCGCAAACGGUGGCGAGGGCGCGCAGGACGGAUGCUCAAUGCCUACUCCAAUGGAAGUGAAGGUUCCUAGACCUCCGAAGUUGGCCAUUGCGUCCCAUAUCGAUUUCGGAGUGGCUACCAGUGUCGGCCGAUUGAACGAUUCUCUGAACGCCUUCCAGCACUGGGCUGGGUACACUCGAACUCGCAUCUUCGCCUUACUCGAACCCGAUGAGACAGGUGGUGAGGCUAUUCGCGAGCUCAAGACCAAGGCGGACGGCAUGGGAAUCAACCUCUUCAUCACCGAGUCGGAAGAUGACUAUCUUCGCCGAUACUUUGCCCUGAUCCCUCUACUGGAGGAGAAUGCCCGCGAAUCCACCCAGUGGGCUUGCAUCAUCGACGAUGAUACCUUCUUCCUCUCCAUGCCUAGGCUCGUAGACGCGAUGGCCAAAUACGACCAUACCACCCCCAUGUAUAUUGGUGGUUUGUCAGAGUCGAUCCCGCAGAUUGCGACAUUUGGAAUGAUCGGAUUCGGAGGUGCAGGCGUCUUCCUAUCACGACCCCUCAUGACCCAACUCACCGCAGUAUACGACCAAUGUUCAGCAAUGGACUUCACCGGUGACCGCCGCAUCGCCAUGUGUGUCUAUUCAUAUACCACAACCCGUCUGACCGUGGACCAUCGUCUGCGCCAGCUGGACCUCAUGCACGAUGCCUCCGGAUUUUUCGAGUCCGGCCGUGAGCCUCCUCUCUCAGUACACCACUGGAAGUCUUGGUUCCAGGCGGACAUGCCAAAACUCUCGGUGGUUGCCGAGCUCUGCGGCGACACCUGCCUUCUCCGCCAAUGGCGCUUCGGCGACGGCUGGAUCAUCACAAACGGGUUCUCGGUCAUCAAGUACCACUACGAUCCUGAAGGCGAAGACCUCGCCAUGGAGCAAACCUGGGACUCGCAUAACGGUGCAAACCUCGAUGCCUACCUACACGAAUUGGGCCCUCUACGUCGCAAAGAUGACGACAAGAAGAGCUACCUGUUGCAAGAUGCCGUGAUUGUGGACCAGCGUGUCACGCAGUGGUACAUCUUGCGCGAUCCGAAGUAUGGCGAUCAAGUCUUGGAACUGACAUGGCGCGCAAGAGGUAAAUAA